AUGGUCACUUUCAUCAGUACCAUUUUUUCUCUCCUUCCUCUUAUCUCCACCCUUGUCAGCGCCACACCCAUCAACGCCCGUCAAACUCCCGCAGUCUCAGUAACCUUGAUUGGUGCUGCCAACGCUCAAUACACAAUGGAAAUCCCGGUCAACAGUGCCUUCACACACACCAACAACGACUUGAGCAUCAGUCAUAUCAGUACCAGCGGUGGCGGACCUUGUGUCUUCUUCGGCGUCGAUGGCGCCAUCUACGUCUCCCCACCACAGGGUGGCUAUGGCGAUGUUGGCCCACCACAAACCAUCGCCGGAGGUAUCUGCGGGCCAUUCCCUGGUCAUGAUUAUGGCAUGUGGUAA
This is a messenger RNA of Rhinocladiella mackenziei CBS 650.93, 354 nucleotides long. RefSeq lists its product as uncharacterized. The transcript has a single exon. The record is from RefSeq and is a predicted model, not a curated record. Bases 1 to 354 code for a protein of 117 amino acids. NCBI's taxonomy places the organism in Eukaryota, Fungi, Ascomycota, Eurotiomycetes, Chaetothyriales, Herpotrichiellaceae.